This is a messenger RNA of Erigeron canadensis, 1250 nucleotides long. RefSeq names its product B-box zinc finger protein 24-like. Gene Ontology annotation, molecular function: zinc ion binding. Gene Ontology annotation, biological process: regulation of DNA-templated transcription; photomorphogenesis. The record is from RefSeq and is a predicted model, not a curated record. Gene Ontology annotation, cellular component: nucleus. Lineage: Eukaryota; Viridiplantae; Streptophyta; Magnoliopsida; Asterales; Asteraceae. Bases 155 to 889 code for a protein of 244 amino acids. The transcript has 3 exons.
AUCUCCAAAAAAAAUCUACCACCUUAUCUUCUCAUUUUUCUCUCCUAACCCAAGUGUUUUCACAUACUACUAGAACCAACAUUUUUGUGAACUUUUGAUUAAAAUUUUUUGAGUGUUUAUUAUUAUUGAUUUUUGGGGUGUGUUUUUAAAGAUUAUGAAGAUUCAAUGUGAUGUGUGUGAGAAAGCACCAGCAACUUUGAUAUGCUGUGCUGAUGAAGCUGCUUUGUGUGCAAAAUGUGAUGUUGAAGUUCAUGCAGCCAAUAAGCUUGCUAGCAAACAUCAAAGGCUGUUAUUGCAAACAACAUUUUCUAAUAAGCUCCCUCCUUGUGAUAUUUGCCAAGAGAAAACGGCCUUUAUUUUCUGCGUAGAGGAUCGUGCUUUGUUUUGUCGAGACUGUGACGAACCAAUCCAUUCGGCUGGCAGCCUUGCUGCCAACCACCAGCGUUUCUUAGCCACUGGGAUCCGGGUGGCUCUUAGCUCGGGUUCUGCCCAAGAGCCCGAGAAGAACCACCCUGAGCCGCCACCACCAUCAUCCAACAAGAAUGUCGACGUCCCACAAACCGUUCCCAUGAAAUCCGCACCACAACAGAUUUCUGGAUACAAUUCACCACCAUCUUGGCCUGUUGAUGAUCUCCUUCAAUUUUCAGAUUUCGAAUCAUCUGACAAGAAAGAACAUCUCGAAUUUGGAGAGCUCGAGUGGUUAAGUGACUAUGGCAUGUUUGGCGACGAAGCGGCUGAAGUUCCUCAACUUCCAUCAACUCACUCUAUCAACAACGCCUCGUACAAACAAAACAAGCUCUAUGUCCCACAUCUCAAGAAGCCGAGAUAUGAAUUACCUCACCUUGAUGAGGACGAUGAAGAGCAUUUCACCGUCCCUGAUCUUGGUUAGACUCCAAGAUACGCCUACAAAUUAUCCGUAUUUUACCAAAAAAAAAGAAAGUAUUUCUUUGGUCCUCGUAUUGUUGGAUAACUGCGUUUUGGUCAACUCGCUACUACAGUUAUUUGUUUACCCUGUCUUUUACGUACGUACCCGUCGGUUUCAGCCGUUUGCUAAGCUAAUAUGCGUUAGAAAAUGUGAAAUGUUUGUUCGAAAGUAUGAGCAAUGAUAAACAUGAAUUUGAAGGUUAGUUAUGACUUAUAAUAGUUGAAUGGUGAAAAUGUACUUAUAUGAAUAAUACGAGGGCCAAAUAGGUACUUUUGUAUCCAUAUUUCAUCAUGCCUUGUAAAAUGCAAAUGUUGUUUAUACAGUA